AUGGCACCCCACGCAACUACCCCUCCACCUGUCUCCCACGAGCAACCCAUUCAAGCCAUCACAGUUCUUGCCUCAUCAAGAGCAGUUGUUGCUGGUCGGUUGACUGAGGCUACCAUCGUCGUAUCAAACCUCACAGGAAAGAUCACUUCCAUCUUUCACUCAGUACUUCCUCCUACAGACUUUCCUGAAGGUACACCAUACACCGACUAUUCGCCACAAAUCUUGCUACCUGGUCUCGUUGAUGCCCAUGUCCACCUCAACGAGCCUGGUCGGACUGAGUGGGAAGGUUUCUGGACUGGUACUCGGGCUGCAGCGUUCGGUGGUGUCACGACUGUCAUUGACAUGCCCUUGAACGCCAUCCCUCCUACGACUACUGUCGAGAACCUCAAGAUCAAAUGCGAAGCAUCACAGGGAAAGUGCUGGGUUGAUGUAGGCUUCUACGGUGGCAUCAUCCCCGGCAACUCAGGAGAUCUCAAGGCUUUAGUCAAGGAGGGUGUUCGGGGCUUCAAGGGUUUCCUGUGCGACAGUGGAGUCGACGAAUUCCCCGCCGUCUCAUCCCUCGACAUCGAAAAGGCGCUCCUAGAACUCAAAGACUCAACAACAACACUAAUGUUCCACGCCGAGAUGAUCCCACCCAUCACCGACUCUGUAGGCGACGACGUACAACAAUCCCUUCCUCCACUCGCCCCCAAAGGCCCAUUAACCUCAUACGACACAUUCCUGCAAUCCCGCCCCCCAUCCUUCGAAACCUGCGCCGUAGCCGAAAUCCUCUCGCUAGCCCACCUCGCCCCCGACCUGCAACUCCACAUCGUGCACCUCUCUGCCAUAGAAGCCAUUCCCAUGCUACGCAAAGCGCGCGCCGACGGCAUCAAGAUCACAGCAGAAACCUGUUUCCACUACCUCGCCCUCGCAUCCGAAGGCAUCCAGGAAGGCGACACAAGACAUAAAUGCUGCCCGCCCAUCCGCUCCCAAUCUAACCAAGACGGUCUUUGGGACGAACUGCUCCAAGACACGGCUGAUGGCGUGAUCCAAACAGUCGUCUCAGACCACUCGCCUUGCACGCCUGAAAUCAAACUCUUACCCCCGCAUCUAGCACCUAAGAAAACGGAUGAGAGCAGCAAGACCGAAAUCCAAGGACCAGAAGGAAAAGGCGAUUUCUUCAGCGCUUGGGGCGGCAUCUCGAGCGUGGGCCUCGGUCUACCUAUCCUGUGGACCGAAGGCACGAAGCGCAAUCCCGACUUCAGCGUCGAGGAAAUCGUACGCUGGUGCUGUAGGAAUACGGCGAAGCAGGUUGGGCUGGAGAAGAGCAAGGGCGAUAUCAGUGUCGGGUUUGAUGCUGAUAUUGUUGUUUUUGACGACGAGGCUGAGUUCUUGGUCGAGCCUAACACUAUGCUCUUCCGCAACAAGGUCUCGCCGUAUGAAAACAAGACGCUCAAGGGUGUUGUGAGGGAGACUUGGCUACGCGGUCAACGUGUCUUUUCGAGGACAGAAGGGUUUCAAGAGAAAUCUGGACCGCAGGGCAAGUUGUUGCUUGAGCCGCGCAAGAUGAGCGCUUAG
Molecule: messenger RNA, 1557 nt
Organism: Alternaria hordeiaustralica
Lineage: Eukaryota; Fungi; Ascomycota; Dothideomycetes; Pleosporales; Pleosporaceae
Exons: 3
Coding region: 1-1557 (518 amino acids)
Biological process (GO): purine nucleobase catabolic process
Cellular component (GO): cytoplasm
Molecular function (GO): allantoinase activity
Source: RefSeq, a predicted model, not a curated record